CGUGUCUGAAUAUAAAGAGAAAGUAAAAGUAAAUAUCGCUUAUUCACUCUCACUCGACGCUGUCGCGGCAUUUUCAACGCAUUUAUCCUCAAGGAUCUCAUAGUUGUGUUUGUAAAUGCAGACAGAUUGAGUUAAUAAAGUCAGUGAAGUAUUUUUAAGAGUUUCUCAGGAUGUCUCGCGGUUCAAACGCUGGAUUUGAUCGACACAUCACUAUCUUCUCACCUGAGGGCCGAUUAUAUCAAGUCGAAUAUGCCUUCAAAGCGAUCACUCAGAGCGGCCUGACGUCUGUGGGCAUCAGAGGAAACGACUGCGCUGUGGUCGUCACACAGAAGAAAGUUCCGGAUACACUCCUGGAUGCAUCGACCGUAACAAACAUGUUUCGACUCACUCCACGGAUUGGAUGCGUCAUGACAGGACAUUACGCUGACAGUCGUUCUCAGGUGCAUCGGGCUCGCGUGGAGGCCGGCGAGUGGAAAUAUAAGUUCGGUUAUGACAUCACUGCGGACAUGUUGUGUCGUCGUAUGGCGGAUAUCUCGCAGGUGUACACACAGAACGCAGAGAUGAGACCGCUCGGCUGCUGUAUGAUUCUGAUCGCUAUGGAUCCACAGAUGGGACCCCUCCUCUAUAAAUGUGACCCUGCCGGGUAUUUCUGCGGGUUCCGGGCGACGAGCGUUGGGACGAAACACACGGAGGCAAACAGUUACCUGGAGAAAAAACUCAAGAAACAGCCUGAGCUCUCCUACAACACUACUGUAGAGAUGGCGAUCUUGUGUUUAUCCUCUGUUCUGUCCAUGGACUUUAAAUGCAGUGAGCUGGAGGUGGGCGUCGUCACUAAGGAAAAACCCAAAUUCAGGACUCUAACAGAAGCAGAAAUCGAGUCUCAUCUGGUAGCGAUUGCAGAGAGAGAAUAGUCUGUCUGAUUAUCACAUUUUUACAGUCCAAAUCAACUUUCACUUGAUCACACAUCUGAAACUCAUGAAGAACCAGCUGAUUGAACCUGUGUGUUUGACAGAGGUUAUUAGUGUCUGUUACUCAAUUUAUAAACCAGCAGACUUUAUCAAAUAAAACUAUCAUUUUACCUGUCUGAAACAGCCUGGUUCAAUAAUAUUCUCAGUACAUUCACACAUUUACUCUCUGUUUUAAUCUGUUAUAUGCAGUUCUCUCGUUCUCCACUCUGUGGCAAUAUUCCCUGUGAUUGUCCUAAUAACAGAGCUGAAAUGAGCCACAGCAGAAACACACCUUUAUUUGACACAUGCAGAUUGUUCUGUAAGCAACAAAAAUGAGAAACUGAACUUGUAUUGAACCUGGAAUAUUCCUAAGAUAUAAACACAGUCUCAAAAUUACACACCAGUUUGUACAAACGGACAUAUUAAAGCAGAAGCAUUCAGUCAUUCU
This is a messenger RNA of Myxocyprinus asiaticus (Chinese sucker), 1395 nucleotides long. Its product is annotated as proteasome subunit alpha type-6-like. NCBI's taxonomy places the organism in Eukaryota, Metazoa, Chordata, Actinopteri, Cypriniformes, Catostomidae. Gene Ontology annotation, cellular component: nucleus; proteasome core complex, alpha-subunit complex; cytosol. The transcript has 7 exons. Gene Ontology annotation, biological process: ubiquitin-dependent protein catabolic process. The record is from RefSeq and is a predicted model, not a curated record. The coding region runs from base 171 to 911 and encodes 246 amino acids.